UACGAGAUGUUGGGAACGUGUCGUAUGGUCUGUGAGCCUUACGGCCCCGCCGCCGCUCCCCCUCCGCAACCGGCCGAACGCGGUCCCCUCCCGCCGCCCUCCACCUUGGUGCAAGGUCCUCAAGGUAAACCAGGGCGACCGGGGAAACCGGGACCACCAGGACCACCGGGAGAACCGGGACCACCGGGACCGGUGGGAGCACGAGGUGAAGCAGGACGACCAGGACCCCCGGGAUUACCGGGACCGGGGGCUACGGGUGCUGUAAGUGCUGUAAGCGCAGCUACUUACAGCACGGUGCCACGCGUCGCCUUCUACGCCGGCCUCAAGAACCCCCACGAGGGCUACGAGGUCCUCAAGUUCGACGACGUCGUCACCAACCUGGGCAACAGCUACGAUGCCACCUCCGGCAAGUUCACCUGCGCCAUCCCCGGCACCUACUUCUUCACCUACCACGUCCUCAUGCGUGGCGGUGACGGCACCAGCAUGUGGGCCGACCUCUGCAAGAACGGGCAGGUAAGG
This is a messenger RNA of Cariama cristata (Red-legged seriema), 519 nucleotides long. RefSeq names its product C1q-related factor-like. Gene Ontology annotation, molecular function: protein binding. The record is from RefSeq and is a predicted model, not a curated record. Lineage: Eukaryota; Metazoa; Chordata; Aves; Cariamiformes; Cariamidae.